Periophthalmus magnuspinnatus is the source of this 1774-nucleotide messenger RNA. RefSeq names its product G-protein coupled bile acid receptor 1-like. NCBI's taxonomy places the organism in Eukaryota, Metazoa, Chordata, Actinopteri, Gobiiformes, Gobiidae. The coding region runs from base 184 to 1206 and encodes 340 amino acids. Gene Ontology annotation, cellular component: membrane. Gene Ontology annotation, biological process: G protein-coupled receptor signaling pathway. Gene Ontology annotation, molecular function: G protein-coupled bile acid receptor activity. The record is from RefSeq and is a predicted model, not a curated record. The transcript has 2 exons.
UCUCUGGGUUAAAAGGUCUCCAAGCAUCUAAGGAUAAGAGUAAACAGAACAUGGUGGACUGUGCAAUUCGGAAUGUGACUUUUUCCAUGGAUUCUUGGUUGUUAUCUUUUGGAUAUAAAACGAGCUUAUUCCACGAAGAUUAACCCGAUUGGAGCACCAGAAGAACCAGUCCAAGCGUCAACUAUGGAUUUGGUCGACUCCAAGGAUGAUUUUCUGUCCCGGAAGGAUCUCAUCUACUCCAUCACCAUCCCCCUCUCCACCUCCAUCAUCCUGGCCAACAUCCUCAUCAUCCUCGGCAUCGUUUUCAACCGGCAACUUCACAACACCCCCAACUACUUCUUCCUGAGCCUCCUUGUGGCGGACAUGUGCACAGGUGUGGCGUUGCCUUUCAUACCUCUGAUGGGUCUGAACCGGGAGUUGAGUUUCAGUUCUUGCAUGGUGGUUCACAUCUUCCCAAACUUCCUCUUUUUGGCGUUCCUUUUCAACCUCGUGAUGGUGCACUACGAGAGGUACGUCUGCAUCUCGGACCCGCUUCACUACGCCAACUUGUGGAUGCAUAGAAGUUUUCCGUUAGCUCUGUUUGUAGUUUGGGCACCUCCGCUUCUGUACGCUUCCUUACCCGCUUUUGGAUGGAAUAACUGGACGGGACCAGACCUGGAUGGGUGCUGCGUUGAUAGCCGAAGUUCAACGCCGAACUGUACAACCAACGGUACGGCUUAUUGUUCCUACAGGACAGUCUUCACCAAUGAGUUUAUCUACUUGGAGCUCUACGGCCUGGUCCUUCCCGCUAUCCUUACGAUCGCAGGGAUGACCGGGCGUGUUCUCUACAUCACGAAAGGUCAACUGAAAAACAUUUGCCGUCUACACAGAUCCGUGCAAAGAGGAAACAAAGCGUCGGACAGAGAGCAGAGGUUGAAUCUACGCUAUACUCGCUGCGUAGUGGCGGUCUCCCUUACGUUUUUAGCAUGUUGGGUCCCCUACCUCAUUUAUAUGCAUGUGUGUAUUGCGUUUUUGCUCAGCGAUACGAGAUGGAACUUUACCACGCACAUCAUCUUGUCCUGCACGGGGAAUGGGAGCAUGGCCGUGGUGCCGUUGGUCCUCGGUUUGUCCAAUCGGGAGUAUACGGAACCGGCGUACAAGCUCCUGCAGAAAAUAAGGGACAGAGUGAGAAGGAAAAAAAGGGACUCGAGUGAAAUUGCAGUUUGAGGAUAGAAACGGAAGCAGUUUUGUCAACAGAUAAAUGUGAACUAUGCAGCUUUUCUGGUAGAGUGGCCAAGCAACUACUUGUCUCCAUGAAGAUAUCAAAGAGUUGGCUAAAAUGUUCCGCAGUAUGGCAUUUAACACGUCUAUCUUAACUGAGAAAAGCAGGUGAAGCCAACAGGCCGAGAUAAACAUCACAUCAGAAGGUUGGUGAUUCUAAUCCAACUCUCGACUUAAACAUCAUCGGUCGAUCGGUCGGAUCCAUUGACCCACAGGUUGGCGGUGCAAUUCCAGCUCACAGAUUAAUACUGUCGUUGUGUCCUUGGGCAAGACACUUAACCGAACCUCAUCCCGAGUUUCUGCGUGUAUGAAUGUGUGAGUGGUUCUUUGAUGUAAAGCGUUUUGAGCAUCUUGAAGGUGGAAAACGCGAUAUGAAAAUGUUUUGAAUAAAAAACACUAUUAAUUGAAUAAAUGCGAGAUGGGUACGUUUAAUGCCAUAUUGUGGAACAUUCCGGGCAAAGCAGUCAUCUUAAGGCAGAGGUAUCAAACUCAUUUUCACAAAGGGCCACAUCAA